Molecule: messenger RNA, 980 nt
Organism: Xylaria bambusicola
Lineage: Eukaryota; Fungi; Ascomycota; Sordariomycetes; Xylariales; Xylariaceae
Exons: 1
Coding region: 205-711 (168 amino acids)
Source: RefSeq, a predicted model, not a curated record
UCUCGUGAGAUAUAUAGUCCUACAAGGCAUCCAUCCAUCGUUCCAACCCCAGGUUUCUUGUUCUUGUCCAUCUCGACUUCCCCAGUCAGUCAGUCUAGACUUUCCUCGCAUCGUACGAUACAUAGCCAGGACUGUACUGCGUACACUUAUACAACUACCGUCUUGAACUUCAUACCAAGCCGUUACUCAAAAACAACAUUCAAGAUGUCUGCCACAAUGACUAUGACCCAAACCCAGACCAUGGUUCCCCUGGAGCGAACACGGUCUAGGUCAAACUCGGGAUCGAAGGGCCGUCGGACACGCGUGCACUUCGAGAUCGAAGAUGCCACGCCCGAAUUCUACGGCUCCAAAUGGAUCGAUGUCCUCUCACUCUACUCGGGCUCCUCGAGCUACGAGGUUGCCAUCGCGGCCCUUUGCUCGCUCGCCCUUUUCGUCGCCGUUGGUCAGGGCAUUUUCGAGGGUCCUCAACUAGGAAUAGUUGCUGUCCUCUUCCUUGCCUCCAUUGUCCACUGGGCCUUGAUGUUCUUCUUCUCGGGCCCUUCGUCUCCCAAGAAUGACACACGUAAGUUACACUCUACCAGUCUUCAGAAAGUUGUUGCGGAAACUGAUUCGGCUUUACAGCGCUCUCUCGUAUCCGGUAAUGGAACAAUCUGCUUCGAUGGGGCUACUUGGCAAUGCCAGUAUCCACGAGAGCUCUACAACUCUCGCUAGACUAUCAAGCAGAGGCGUCAACAUCAACAUGACAAUCAUGACUGUCACCAACACCAACAAUUCAUACAAAUAUACCCAGCACUAUCAGCCACCCAUCACACAUCUGGAUGGACGAGUUACCGGCUUUUCUUCAUUAUCAUUUGGGACUAGGGAAUAUUCAGGCGUUCAUACAGCGUUAUGAGGAAGGCUUUUGCAUUAAGAUUUCAUAGAUACCAGGACGGAGGCUAGACGCACGUUUUCAUUCUUACACAUCUGAUAGACUCAGGCAG